Salvia splendens (bonfire salvia) is the source of this 1818-nucleotide messenger RNA. RefSeq names its product beta-caryophyllene synthase. Gene Ontology annotation, molecular function: terpene synthase activity; magnesium ion binding. Gene Ontology annotation, biological process: diterpenoid biosynthetic process. NCBI's taxonomy places the organism in Eukaryota, Viridiplantae, Streptophyta, Magnoliopsida, Lamiales, Lamiaceae. The record is from RefSeq and is a predicted model, not a curated record. The transcript has 7 exons. Bases 7 to 1677 code for a protein of 556 amino acids.
UAUAAGAUGGAGUUUCCUUUAAUUGUUACUACUUCCAAGAUUUCAGGUAACAAUGUGGGUGUAAACGACAACCGUCGCUCUGUAACUUACCAUCCCAACAUUUGGGGAGAUUUUUUUCUUCCAUAUGCUUCACAACAUACGGACAUCUCCAUUGCUGAAAAGGAAGAACAUGAAAGACAAAAGGAAGAGAUUAAGGAUUUGGUCCUUCAAAUUGAUGAAGAUGAUAUAACCCUAAAACUACAACUCAUUGACUUGAUCCAACGGCUUGGAGUUGGCUACCAUUUCGAAGAGGAAAUCGACAGAACCUUACGAUGGAUUCAUGACACCUAUAGUGGGAAGGACAACGACAACGAUCUUCAAGUGGUUGCUCUUCGCUUUCGCCUACUACGUGAACAAGGUUUCCCCGUUCCAUGUGAUGUUUUUAGCAAAUUCGUAGACGAGGAAGGAAAUUUCAAGGAGUCGAUAACGAAUGAUGUUGAAGGGUUGUUGAACUUGUACGAGGCAUCGAACUAUGGAGUGCAAGGAGAGGAAAUUCUUGACAAAGCAUUAGAAUUUUCCUCUUCUCAUCUCCAGUCGUUAAUCAUGAACAUGAGUAAUGAUUCUGUUUCAACACGAGUUAGGGAAGCUCUGAAUAUCCCAAUUUCAAAGACUCUAAACAGAUUGGGAGCAAGAAAAUUCAUUUCUAUGUACAAAGAAGACGGCUCAUGCAACAGAAAGAUACUCGAUUUUGCGAUAUCGGACUUCAAUCUUGUGCAGAAGCUACACCAGAAAGAGCUAAGUCAUCUUACAAGGUGGUGGAAGGAAUUGGACUUUGCAAAUAAACUUCCCUUUGCUAGAGAUAGACUUGUGGAAUGCUAUUUUUGGAUUGUGGGUGUUUACUUUGAGCCAAGAUAUGCAAUUGCAAGAAAGCUACUAACCAAAGUCAUUUAUAUGGCUUCUGUCCUUGAUGACAUUUACGACGUCUAUGGAACGUUAGACGAACUAACGCUUUUCACUAGCAUUGUCCGAAGGUGGGACAUUAAUGCGAUUGAUGAAUUGCCACCGUACAUGAGGAUAUACUACAAAGCCCUAUUGGAUGUAUAUGUUGAAAUGGAAGAUGAAAUGGGAAAAUCAUAUGCGGUCGAAUAUGGAAAAGCUGAGAUGAUUAGGUUGGCGGAGGUGUACUUUAAAGAGGCUGAGUGGUCUUUCAGCAAGUACAAGCAGCCUACAAUGGAAGAAUAUACAAAAGUGGCACUUUUGUCUUCAGGAUAUAUGAUGAUGUCAAUAAAUUCAUUAGCUGUGAUCAAUGAUCCAAUUAGCAAGGAACAGUUUGAUUGGGUUUUGAGUGAACCACCCAUUCUUAAAUCAUCUUCACUCAUUACUAGGCUAAUGGAUGACCUUGCAGGAUAUGGGUUUGAAGAAAAGCUCUCAGCAGUGCAUUACUACAUGCAUGAAAAUGGUGUGUCAGAGGAAGAAGCUUCGGCAGAUCUGCGCAAACAAGUCAAGAAUGCAUGGAAGCUUCUAAACAAGGAACUUCUUCACCCAAGAGAAGCUUCCAUUCCUAUCCUUAAAUGUGUUGUCAACUUCACUCGUGUCAUAAUCGUGCUAUACACAGAUGAAGAUGCAUAUGGAAAUUCCAAAACUAAGACUAAAGACAUGAUCAAAUCCGUGCUUGUCGGUCCCAUCUCCAAUAUUUAACAGCGAUGAGACUAUGGUUUAAUUUUACGUGUACGUUAUUGUAGCCAGUGAUGGAUUCAGCUGAGAACAACGGGUACAAUUGUAGCAUGUCUAGGCUCGACCAUUUUUAUUUUAUGUUUAACUAUGUACCAAAUAACUAAU